AUGGCUGGUACUCGUGGUGUUAGUAACCCAUCUAGUAGCAGUGUCCCGCAGCCCGAAGUGCAUCCAAACCAACUUCUGGCGAUGAUUCAGGGAUUGGCCACGAAUCAGCAGCACCUAGCUAGGCAGCUGCAGCGGGAGCCUCAGCACCAACCUCCUCCUCGUCCAGAGUCUAGCGUCAGGCAGUUCCGGUAUAUGAGGCCCCCUUCUUUCUCUAGUGCUGAAGGACCCCUAGCAGCGGAGGAAUUCUUAAAGGUCACUGAGACUAUUCUCACGGUGACCCCUCACCGACAUGGAUCAAAUUUGGUGGACUGCAGAGAAAACUCAUCUGGAGAGACCCAUCCUGUGGGAGACGUUCACCAAGCGCUUCAACAGGAAAUAUUUUCCUCAGUCAGCUCGGGCGAGCUUUUGCGAAGAUUUGUGGAGCUCAAGCAAGGAGGGCGAACAGUUGAUGAGUACGAGGCCGAGUUUUCUUCCUUGAGUCGAUAUGCUCCUCAUCUUGUUACAGACCCCACUAUCAGGAGGCAUCAGUUCCAAAAGGGCCUGGAUAAGUAUAUCAGGUUUGCUCUAGCUGGUAGAGCACUUGCGACCCACGACGUCGUGUUAGAUGCAGCACGUGAGGUUGAGAGCGUGCAUAAGGAGCUUGAAGACUCACACGUGAUUCAGAGCAGGACACCAGCAGUUCAGGCCCGGAAUAUCGAUCGUUCACCUUCGAGGCAGCAGCAGAAUCCGGAGCGACAUCAGUUUUCUCAGCGCCAGCCACUUCCUCAUGUGCAUCCCUAUCAGCGCCCUAGAGUGCAGACUCAUGACCGGCCUUCGGUGCAGUGCUCCUAUUGUAGUUUCCGUGGGCAUACCCAUCAGGAGUGCCCCAAACGUCUUCGUCUAUGCUUCAACUGUAGAUCCCCUGACCAUGUCAACCGGGACUAUCCGUAG
Messenger RNA from Asparagus officinalis (garden asparagus), 930 nucleotides. RefSeq lists its product as uncharacterized. Gene Ontology annotation, molecular function: nucleic acid binding; zinc ion binding. Lineage: Eukaryota; Viridiplantae; Streptophyta; Magnoliopsida; Asparagales; Asparagaceae. The record is from RefSeq and is a predicted model, not a curated record. The transcript is spliced from 2 exons. The coding region runs from base 1 to 930 and encodes 309 amino acids.